Messenger RNA from Gordionus sp. m RMFG-2023, 813 nucleotides. Its product is annotated as mitochondrial inner membrane protease ATP23 homolog. The record is from RefSeq and is a predicted model, not a curated record. The coding region runs from base 112 to 663 and encodes 183 amino acids. Gene Ontology annotation, biological process: mitochondrial proton-transporting ATP synthase complex assembly; mitochondrial protein processing. The transcript is spliced from 6 exons. Gene Ontology annotation, molecular function: metalloendopeptidase activity. Lineage: Eukaryota; Metazoa; Nematomorpha; Gordioida; Chordodea; Parachordodidae.
UCCCGAAAGAUAUCAAAUUCAUGUAAGCAGAGUCUUUUGACCCAAGAUGCAAAAUUAAAGUGCGAAAGAACUGUGUCUUUUGUCGUUGAUAGAAGUCCAUUUAUAAGAAUAAUGACAAAGGCAAUGUCAGCUUUAGGAUGUGAUUUUGAUCCUAAAAGACAUGUUUCAUGUGAAAAAUGUAGUAAGAUUGUGGCUGGUGGAUAUGACCCCUCAACUAAUCAAAUAGUUAUGUGCCAAGAAAAUGCUAUGGAUACCAGAUUUUGCGAAGGUACGAUGGCUCAUGAAAUGGUGCAUAUGUUUGAUUUAUGUAGAAAUAAAAUGGAUUUUUCAAAUAUUAAUCAUCUUGCAUGUACAGAGAUUAGAGCUUAUAAUUUAACACCCUGUUUAUUUUCUGGAUUUUUUUGGAGAAAUCCAAAUAUUGCAAUCCCUGUCAAACACACUCACAAACAAUGUGUGAGGUACAAAGCUGCCGCAUCUAUAGCCAUGUCGCGGACCAACAUUACGAUGGACCAGGCUCUUGAAAUAGUUGAUAAAGUUUUUGACAAGUGCUAUGCCGACCUUGAACCUUUGGGUUACAUACCUGCCAUAGGAAAUUACGAGAAGGCUAAGAGACUGUACCGAACUUACGAAAAUCAAAACCCUUACGAAUUGGGCGCAGUUUAGAAUAAUAAACCCUUUGUUUCAAGAGUUAAAAAAAAUCCUGGAAAAUUAUUCAAUUCGCAUUUAUCACAACUUUGUGAUAUUGUUAAAUGUGACGGUUGACAUUACCCUUUAUAUUUAAUACGUGAAAUUUGCUCAGAUAAUAUUAUAAGA